Pantherophis guttatus is the source of this 1252-nucleotide messenger RNA. Lineage: Eukaryota; Metazoa; Chordata; Lepidosauria; Squamata; Colubridae. The record is from RefSeq and is a predicted model, not a curated record.
GUUCUGUAGUAUAAGCUUGUUGGUUCGUGAAUAAAGAGUUCUGUUGAUACUAAUCUCGUUCCCAAUUCAUGCCUGCGCUAAGAAUAUAAUACUGGCGACAAAGGUGUUGAGGACUACAAAUGGCACUGCCUCAAUUUGCCCCUUUUGAUGCUUCCUCAGAAGUUUGGGACACUUAUAUGGAGAGGUUCGAAUGCUUCUUAGAAGCAAACGAUUUCACUGAUCUUUCCGGCAGUAAGAAAAGGGCGCAUUUCCUGAACUCUUGCAGGCCUGAGGUUUUUGCGACUGCUCGGGCAUUGUUCACACCUACCCCUGUGCAUACCAUAUCCUGGGACAUCCUACAGCUUAAAUUGAAGGACCAUUACUCCCCCGCCCCGUCCCGAAUUGCCCGGCGGUUUAAACUGCAUCAGAUUCUACAGGAUGAGGGGGAGUCCAUUAAUCAUUAUGUGGCUUGCCUGCAAACAGCUGCCCUUGAUUGUGAAUACCGCAACCUGGACGACGCCCUUGUGGAACAGCUGGUAUGUGGCGUUAAGGACAUACGGUUGCAGAGACUCCUACUGGCCAAACGGAAUCUAGAUCUUCCAACUGCGAUCGAGGAAGCACAGGCGGCUGAAAUGUCUGAUAGAUCCACUGCUGACAUUCAGAAAUUCUACCCUCCCAGGGGUGUGACAUCAUCCAUGGUGCACCUGCAAGACGUUGUCUCUGAUGAGAUAACAGAUGAUGAGGCUGAGAUUGACCGUCUACAGGCUUCCAAACCCCGGCCUAAGGAAAAAUGUUGGACAAAGAAGCCUCCUCCCUCAGGAUGCCUCAGCUGUGGCAAACAGCACCCGAGGGUGACCUGCUGUUUCCGGUCUGCUACCUGUCGCUGUUGUGGGAGACUGGGCCACAUUGCUCAUGCAUGCCGAUCCCUGCCAAAACCUGCUGCUGUGCCGAGACCUCGCCGUUCUGCUAAAGAGGAGUGCUUCUCAAUUUCACGCAACUGCCGCAUCUCUGAGGUGACUGCCCUUUCCAGAUCACCCUCCAACAACAAACUCUCCAUGACUGUGAACAUUGAAGGCGCCUCCUGCCAGAUGGAGGUGGACACAGGCACGACAUAUUUCUGACAAACAGAGAAAGCAGCUCAACACAGGCAGAACUGUCACACUGCUUCAUGCCAAUAUCUAUUAAAGACCAGGCAGUCAAGGAGAUCAUCUCCUGUUAGACUGAAUAUUCUUCAGCUAUUAGACAGUGCCAAGGAGUGGGCAUCAUUUUUGGA